Molecule: messenger RNA, 1176 nt
Organism: Aureobasidium pullulans EXF-150
Lineage: Eukaryota; Fungi; Ascomycota; Dothideomycetes; Dothideales; Saccotheciaceae
Product: MVD1, mevalonate pyrophosphate decarboxylase
Exons: 2
Coding region: 1-1176 (391 amino acids)
Biological process (GO): isopentenyl diphosphate biosynthetic process, mevalonate pathway; isoprenoid biosynthetic process
Cellular component (GO): cytosol
Molecular function (GO): diphosphomevalonate decarboxylase activity; ATP binding
Source: RefSeq, a predicted model, not a curated record
AUGUCGGACAACAAGGUAUACCGUGCGAGCACAUUUGCUCCUGUCAACAUCGCCGUAAUCAAGUACUGGGGCAAGCGCGAUGCCAAACUCAACCUUCCUACCAACAGCUCGCUGUCCGUAACGUUGUCGCAAGACGACCUUCGCACCCACACAACUGCCUCAUGCAGCAGCCAAUACUCCAAGGACUCCCUCACACUCAAUGGCUCCGACCAGGACAUCUCGGGCGCCCGCACACAGGCCUGUUUGGCCGAGCUCCGUACUCUGCGUCGUGAAGUCGAAGAGUCGGAUUCGUCUGCCCCCAAGCUCUCUUCGCUGCCUCUCAAGAUUGUCUCGCGCAACAACUUCCCCACUGCUGCCGGUCUGGCUUCGUCCGCCGCUGGCUUCGCUGCCUUUGUUCGCGCCAUUGCCAACCUCUACGAGUUGAAGUCAACACCCACAGAAUUGAGCCGUAUCGCAAGACAAGGUUCUGGCUCAGCGUGCCGCAGUCUUUUCGGAGGUUACGUUGCAUGGCAGAUGGGCGAGAAGAAGGAUGGAAGUGACAGUGUUGCUGUUGAGGUUGCCCCUGCAGAGCACUGGUCAGACAUGCGUGCUGUCAUUCUUGUUGCUUCCGCAGAGAAAAAGGACGUCAGCAGCACUUCUGGUAUGCAGCAAACUGUUGCUACCUCGACCCUCUUCAACGAGCGUAUCACCAACACCGUUCCCCGUCGCAUGCAAGAGAUGGAGAAGGCUGUUGCCGACAAGGACUUUGCUGCUUUCGCCAGUCUCACCAUGAAGGACAGCAACUCUUUCCACGCCACCUGCCUCGACACCGAACCCCCGAUCUUCUACAUGAACGACACUUCCCGCGCCGCCAUCCGUAUGGUCGACAUGAUCAACUCCGAGGCGGGCAAGACAAUCGCCGCAUACACCUUCGACGCCGGCCCGAACGCUGUCGUCUACUACCAGGCUCACGAUGAAGCCAAGGUCGCUGGUGUCUUUAAGUCCGUUCUGGGUGACAAGGAAGGCUGGGAGGGCGCUCGCGGCAAGUCUGUCGAGGCUGCCGGCACACCCAAGGAUUCACAAGUCGCUGCAGACCGUCUGAAGGAGGGUGUCAGCAGAGUCAUCCUUACCUCUGUUGGUCCCGGUCCCAUCAAGACCGAGGAGUCCCUGAUUGACGAGAACGGCAACACCAUCUAA